Molecule: messenger RNA, 1017 nt
Organism: Penicillium malachiteum
Lineage: Eukaryota; Fungi; Ascomycota; Eurotiomycetes; Eurotiales; Aspergillaceae
Exons: 6
Coding region: 1-1017 (338 amino acids)
Source: RefSeq, a predicted model, not a curated record
AUGGCUGAUUCUGGUGAUGUGAGCUACCCUAACACGGGCAGUAAGUUUUUUGCCCCUUGUUUAGGCCCAGUUGUCGACAAUGUUAAGUCUGAGGUCAACAAGACCGCUGGAGAGCUUAACAACCUGAAGAAGACUCGCGUUACCCCUUCCACCACUGCCGACAAUGGCCAGCCUUUGACCCACUACCACUCCCUUUUUUACAGCCUUCUUAGCUGGGAACAACCUCGCGCAACUGCUCUUUCCUACGCCAGUAUCAUUGGUUUCAUCUUCGCCGCCCGUUACCUGCCCCUCCUCCGCUGGGGUUUUAAGUUUUUGUACAUGUCGUUGGGAGUGACUGCUUGCGCCGAGAUUGCUGGUCAACUUGUUUUGAAGCAGGGUCUUGCUAGCUCAUUCCGUCCCCGCCGUUACUACACAAUCCCCAAGGAAACCCAUGAGGCCAUUCUCGAGGAUGUUUCCCAGCUGCUCGACUUCAUCCUCAUCGAGUUCCAACGUAUCUUGUUCGCCGAGAAUGUUAUCCACACUGUUGCUGCUUUCACCGCGGCCUUCCUUGGGUACUGGCUCAUUCGUUUCGUUCCAGUUUGGGGCUUGACCGUUCUCGCUGUGACUACUGCCUACUUUGGUCCUCUUAUCUACAUCAGCAACCGCGAGAUCAUCGAUGAGCAGAUCCAGAAUCUGCAGGACAUUAUUAGCGCUCAGACCAACCAGCUGAAGGACCUGGCUGGCGAGCGAACCUCCCACGCUACCGGUCUGAUGAAGCAGUACGUGGGUGACUACAGCAGCAAGGCCUCAGAGUACAUUGGCCGUCGCUCCGUCUCCCCUGAGAUGGCUAAGAUCCCCAAUCCCGUGAAGACCGAGGCCACCCCUGAACCGGUCAUCAAGACCGAACCCGUCGCAGAACCCGCCAUCAAGACCGAGGACUUCCCGGAAGCUCCCAAGGAUGAGCCUGUUGCUGAGGUCGUUGAGUCCGUUGAGUCUGCCCCCGAGGCUGCGGAGCAGGAGCCUCUCAUUGCGGUUUAA